CCGUAAACGUAAACAUACCCAUCAUGUGAUACAACCACUGCGGCUUCUGAUGUGCAAAGGCUGGUUGACAGUGUCGGGACAAGAAGCUCCGGAGUAUCGAUCUUUACGUUAAGAUUUCAGCUGCCAAAAUGGGUGAGAUUGAUCUGCAAAACCGAGAUCCCAACAACAUCAACGACCAUUUGAAGGUCCAGUUUGAGGAUGUCUUGGCUGAACCCGAAGGUGCCCACAGCAUUGACUGUUGCUGGAAGUGCACCAACACAUGCUUCAACUGUGCCUUCAAAUGCUGCUACAUGCUGAUGACCCUGUGUGGACCUAUUUACGGCUUGUGCUAUGGUUGGCAGUUCGCCAUGCUUGCCUGUGCUCACAUCUGGGAAUACACCCCCCAGAUCAGAGCCUGCGCGAUCAACUGCGUCAUGAUGAGGAAAGUGUACAGUCUCUGCCUCAACUGCUGCCUGACGCCAUGUUGCGAGUCUUGUGGUGCCUUCUUUAGCAGGAUUCAAGUCAAACAAUAACACGAAAUGUGUGCAACUGUCCUAACACUCUAAUGCUGGAAUACUUUUGUAGGUUCAUCUUUUACCAUGUAAUUUGUAAAAGACUUAAAGGAACCACUUACUAUAUUCACACAUUUAGGUAAAAGAGGAAAAUGCCACGGGAUACACUGACUUUGCUGAAACAUUAAUUCUUCGAAAUGGUUUACUUACUGUCACACUUAAUUUUCCAUUUUGGUGGAAUGCUGCUGAAAAUCAAGUUCCAUGAUUUUUGUAUGUUAUCUUUGCGUCUACACAACGCAGUGUAAAAAUACACGACAGGCCUUGACACUCACGCUCAGC
Messenger RNA from Haliotis rubra (blacklip abalone), 830 nucleotides. RefSeq names its product caveolin-3-like. Gene Ontology annotation, molecular function: molecular adaptor activity. Gene Ontology annotation, cellular component: caveola. Bases 129 to 512 code for a protein of 127 amino acids. Gene Ontology annotation, biological process: caveola assembly. The record is from RefSeq and is a predicted model, not a curated record. Lineage: Eukaryota; Metazoa; Mollusca; Gastropoda; Lepetellida; Haliotidae. The transcript has 2 exons.